Molecule: messenger RNA, 2251 nt
Organism: Paramecium pentaurelia
Lineage: Eukaryota; Ciliophora; Oligohymenophorea; Peniculida; Parameciidae
Source: the annotation of a GenBank genome assembly
AUGAGAGGAUAAAACCAACCAUACUAUUAAAUUUGCUCACCUUAAAGAGCACCUUAAAGAAUUUAAGUUACAACUUAGCAACCUAGUUAAAAUGAUAAGUUUAUAAACUUAAAAUGUGAAAAAGUUUUGAUGGGAUUUGAAAUACAAAGGCAAAAUUAAAUAAUAAAGGAGCUUGAAGAAAACAAAAAUUAGUUAGAGUAACAAAUGUAAAUUAAUUUUAUAAUAUAGAAAAACAUAUAAAGAUGAAUAAAAGAUCUUACUUUUAGAAAUCUCUAAUUUAAAUUAAGAAAUGAAUAAAGCAUAGGAGUAAGAGAAAAAACAUAGAGAGCAGCUGAAUUCCUAUAUCAAAAAUUAACCUUAAUUGGAUAAUUAGAUGAAAAUAGAUUUAUCUGGAGAAUAUGAAAAAUUAAAGGAAGAAAAUUAAUAUUUAGAGUCCAAAAUAUCUUAUUUAUUAAGCAUUAAUUAGUUAGAAAAUAAAUAAGAUAUUUCAUCCAUAAAAAAAUUAAAUCUCGAUCAAAGUGAAGCCUAAAAUCAUAUUCCUGCUAAUAUUCAAAAGCUUUUAGAAUAACUUUAAAAUAAUAUCUAAAAUUAUAAAUAAGGAAAUUCCAUCUAAACUAAAUACCUUAAUUCUAUAUCUAUUUUAAAGGAAUUAAUUAAAUCCUAAAUAUCAUACCUCACUAAACAAGAUAAUUUGAAUAAAGAAGUUGAUUAUUAAUAGCUAGAAAUAUAUUUGACAACUAUUAAUUAAGAUAUCGAUGAAUUGAAAGCUUAUGAAACCCCAAAAGCAGUAAGACGAAUUUUAAACAAUUAAAGUCCAUAACUAGGUAGAUCAUGUUCUUAAGGAUUAUCAUCUGAUGAAGUCUUUUCUAAGAUAAUUGGACAUAUUGAACAUUUGUAAUAAGCUGCAUCAAAUAUCCCGACUAUCUUAAAAUAAAUUUCAUUGCUUAAUUCUUUAGUUAGAUUAAAAAAUGAUGAUCUUAAACUAAUAAGCAAUAAUAAUAAAUUAAAAUAAUCACCUACAAGAUUUUCAAUCGCCCUCACACCCGUUAAAUACUUAAGCCCAAUUAGAAUUUCUCCUUUGAAAAUACAACCAUUUAUUAUGAAUAUGAGUGCUCCUUAGAAAGUUUCUAUCAUUUAAUCAAAUAUUCAUGAUUCACAUUAAACUAACUAAAGAUAAAAUGUUAUUGAUUCAUUCCCAAUUUAAUAAAGAGACGAAUUUUAGAAUGUUCUAAAUUCUUUUAGAGAUAAUUAAGACAAAAUAAAUUAACUGGAAUUUGAAAAAUUAUAAUUAUAGGAACAAGUUAAAUUGCUGAGAUAAAAAUAUGACUAGUUGAUUGAAAACUAAAUAUAGUAGCCUUAAGACUAAAACUUAAGGUAAUUGGAGAGCUUGGAUGCAGAAAAUUUAAUACUAAAAAGAUAAAAUAUAGAUUUAAAGUAAUAAGUUAAGGAAUUAAUAGAUGAGAGAAUAAAACUAUAAUAAUAAUAUGAUAUAAGUAAAAAUUAAUAUUAAGAAAUAUUAAAUCAAUUACAUCAGGAAAAAAAACCUGAAGAUUAUAAGAAACAAAUAGUAUUAUAAUAGGAGCAAAUACAUAAUUUGGAAAAUGAAAAAUUGAUGAAAAAUGACGAAUUUAUAACUUUAAUGGAAGAAAAUGACACUUUGAAAAAAAAUUAAAUCUAACUUUAAGAUUAAAUAAUAGAAUUAUUAAAACAAUUGAAUUAAUAGAACAUAUAAUAGUUUGAUGAAAGAGAGGUGGAGAGUAUAGAUGAAUAGCAAGAAGAUAGAUUAAAGUAAAUAAAUAUUUUGCAAACAGAAAAUAUAAUAUUAAAAGAUCAGCUUGCAGAGGUUGAAUAGUAAAGAUAAGAUGAUCUUAAAUCUUUCAAAUCAAUUAUAGGAAAUGGUGCAGAUUAAUAAUGUAUUGCAGAUUUAGUUACGUAAAAAUAAAAAUUAUAAUCUGAUUAAAGAUAAUAGUUAAUUUAGAUAAAUAAAUUAUAAUAAGAACUUAUAGAACAAUAAAAUGAAAAUAAUUAAAUUAAAUAAAAAGUAAAUGAAUUAAAGGAAUAAAAAUAGUUAAUAUAAAGGACUUAAGAUUAUAAUUGGUCGAAAUUCACUAGCCCGCUGAAUAAUUGGAUAGUUUUUAUUUAAUGGGAUUAUAAAGAACUCUCCAAAGUUUUUAACUAAAUCUUAUGCACUACUUCUCCAAACAUCAUUCAAAAUAAUGAAGGAUCCAUUUUUGAAAAUCCAAGUGUCUGA